GUCAGACAUGAAGUUGUAUGUGAUAGAAGUAAAUAAAAAGUAUGUAGGAAGCUUAGGCUAAAGUUUGUUUAUGUUUGGACAAGAAGCGGCAGGCGCGAGGCGCGACAUAGUACCACUCGAUGGAGAUGUUAAUGCGACAUCGAGCGACAUCCGUCCAUUGAAAAGUUGGUACCUAAAAGUCGUGUCGCCCUACUUGCCGCCCGACGCCCCUUGCCCACCCCAGUCUUUAUACAAACAGUCACUCCUGUGCUCGUGGGACCCCUGCAGACAAUAGGACCUUCUUAAACGAGUUAAUAACAUCAUCGCCUCUUUUUUCUCACUUUUUUUCGAGCCCGUGAAGUGGCCUGCGAUCAUAAGCAUCUCUGUGCACUCAAUAUUGUAUGGGACGAGGUCAAAUUUCUAAAUAUAUUUCCCUGUGCGUUUAAGAUUCUGGUAGAAUUACAACUUUGAAUAAAGUAGUUCCCAAGUCUAUUCAUUGGUAGUUAGUACAAAGCAUUCGUCUUCCAUCCCGCUGGUGUCUCGAAAUGGAAAUUUGUGCAACCAUGGAGAAUCGCGUCUGAAACCCUCAUAAUAGGCAAAACGUACCUGAAAGGACUGUGAGCCCUUCUGCACUCUGACAUAAGUUACUAGAGUACUUGCAGGAUAUUUACCUUUUAAUUUCAUAGCGGUUUGUGACCCGAAGUCUAUAAUUCAUCUUUAGCAAGUAGGUUUUUUUUUCUCGACUAGCAUUGCCUAUAUAUAUAUUUAGUUGACGAUUUUUUAGAAAACUGGGUUUUUUUGUAUUUGUGCUUCUUUUCAAACUUCCACUCGCUAAUAAUAAUAUGUUGAUGAACACUUUGAUGCCUUUGGCCGUGGUUUUGGCCGGUGUUACCGCAGCAUCCAGUUCCAACUCUUGCUCGUUUGACGAUGUCACCAUGACUGCUGCUGCUUCAGUUAGUCAGUUGGCUUCUUGUCCAACCUUGGAAGGAACUUUAGAAAUUACCGGUAACGAUCUUGGUUCUUUGAGCUUCAACAGUGUUGAAGAGAUCUCCGGAGACAUAAGAAUCUUCAACUCCUCUUCCAUCACUGACGUUGGUUUCACCCAAUUAAGCAAAAUUUCCGGAUCUUUGGAAAUUGAUGCCUUAACCCAGUUGCAUGUCAUUGACUUUUCUAAAUUGGGUGAAAUCUCUGACUUGAGUUUGAUUUCUUUACCAUCCUUGUCUACCAUUAACUUGAACACUGGUGUUUCAAAGUUGAACAACUUGCAAAUUAGUGACACCGCAUUAAGUUCAUUACAAGGUUUAAUCACCAAUGUUAACACUCUUGGUGAAUUGGAUGUUAACAAUAACAAGAAUAUCACAUCUAUUGACUUGGGCAACUUGCAAACUGUCAAAGAAAACUUGAUUUUGAGUUUCAAUGGUGACUCUUGUGAAAUCAAUUUGGAUUCUUUAAUCUGGUCCUCUAAUUUGACCAUCCAAGACGCGGGUUCGAUCUCUGCUUCUGAAUUGUCUGCUGUUAACGGUUCUUUGAUCUUCGGUUACAACAAGUUUGAAAAGUUUGAGCUUCCAGUUAAUAAAAUUGGAGGUGCUUUACAAAUUUUUGCUAACGACGAUAUGACCGAAUUCUCGUUAGACAACUUGACCGCGGUGGGAGGAGAACUCAGAAUCUUUAACAAUACCGAAUUAGAUAACAUGGCUUUCCAAAGCUUGGAAACUGUUAAGGGGGCUGUGAACAUCAAUGGUUCCUUCUCCAACUUUACCAUGCCUGAGUUGGAAGAAGUUGACGGUGAUUUCACCGUUCAAAGUGACAAUGACGACUUCAGUUGUAAGUCUUUCAAAAAGUUGAAAUCUGACAACAAAAUUGAAGGUCACAACUUUAAGUGUAUUGCUCCUGCCAAGAACACUUCCAAGUCGGGUUCUGCAUCUUCCGGUUCUUUGGAAACCGAAACUUUUGAAGGUUCUAGUUCAAGUGGAUCGUCAGAAUCUGAUGAUGAUGAUGACAAUUCUACAUCCUCCAGCUCCAAAGACAGUAGUGCUUCUACUUUGAUUGGAAGCGGUCUUGUUGCUAUAAUUUUGACCACCGUUUUCUCGGCUUUAAUCUAGUUAGGUAAUAUAAACUGUUGUGUUUUAUUUGGAUUUUUUAAUUUUGAUGCUGGAAUGCUAGAAAAUGAAAUCUAAAACUCGCAAA
Molecule: messenger RNA, 2166 nt
Organism: Yamadazyma tenuis ATCC 10573
Lineage: Eukaryota; Fungi; Ascomycota; Pichiomycetes; Serinales; Debaryomycetaceae
Source: RefSeq, a predicted model, not a curated record